Paramormyrops kingsleyae is the source of this 1578-nucleotide messenger RNA. It is a transcript of the gene syngr2b, whose product is annotated as synaptogyrin 2b. Gene Ontology annotation, cellular component: synaptic vesicle membrane; neuromuscular junction. The record is from RefSeq and is a predicted model, not a curated record. Lineage: Eukaryota; Metazoa; Chordata; Actinopteri; Osteoglossiformes; Mormyridae.
CUUUUUCCUCUCUCGCGUGUCACGCCGCGCUCGCUGAUUUUCGGGGGGCAGAUCGGCCGGAGAGCAGAGAGGGAGCCCAGCCCAGCCCAGCCCAACCCAACCCAACCCAGCCGCCAUCGGCAGCGCAGCCCGGCAGAGAGCAGCGCGUAAGCAUGGAGGCGCCAUCGGGCAGCGCGUACGGAGCCUCGCUGGCCGGCGGCUCCUUCGACCCUAUCAGCUUCAUUCAGAGACCGCAGACCGUCCUGCGCGUAUUGAGCUGGGUCUUCGCCAUUGUCGUUUUUGGGAGCAUCACGGCUGAGGGCUACAUCAACCCCUCGAUUCACGUCCAGGAGGUCAAGUGCAUGUUCAACCAGAACGACAGUGCGUGCCGUUACGGCGUGGCCGUGGGCGUGCUGGCCUUCCUGGCCUGUAUGGCCUUCCUCGUCCUGGACGCUCUCCUUCCUCACAUCAGCAACGCCAUACAGAGGAAGUACAUUGUCAUCGGGGACCUGAUCUUCUCAGGAAUAUGGAGCUUCCUGUGGUUCGUGUGCUUCUGCCUCCUGGCCAAUCAGUGGUCGCACACGCAGAACGCAGAGCUGAUCCCGGGCGAUGCAGCAAGGGCCACCAUUGCCUUCGCCUUCUUCUCCAUCGGCACCUGGGGAGGACUGGCCUUUGUCGCCUUCAAGAUGUACAGUAAGGGAGUGGAGAACUUUGUGGAGAACCCUGCAGACCCAGCCAACAACCACGCCACCCCCUACCCCCCUGCCUACCCUACGUACCCUAGCGGGGGGGGCGAGAACUAUCAACAGCCCCAGUUUGCCACCAUGCCGCCCCCACAAGAAGAGGGUGGCUACCAGCCGCCGGUUUACUGAGGGUGGGCGGAGUCUGGUCACAUGAAACAGUGGAGGGAGGGUUUGGUUUUUAAAGCAGCUGUUCUUUCCCGUUUCACUCCAUUUCCUGCACCCCACUGUUCGUUUGUUCCGAGUCUGUGUGCAGGAGCUGCUGAAAACACACGUGUCUGUUCAAACCCCGUUCGUACUGGUGCGAGUAUGUGCGGACCCCCACCCAUUUGCUUGUAUCUUUCUAGGGGUCCUAACCUUUGUAUUGGUGAACAGCCAAAUCCCAUAAUAUCACUGAAUGGUGGGGAGAGUUUUAGGAAUGUCAAUUAAUUCUGUAAUUCUCGUUUUGGGCGGGUGUGUAUGGAGGACAGCCCUGAGCUUGGAUCUGGCGCGGUACUCGACACACCAGCCCAUCUGAGGUCACCACUAACGGUGUCGGGUGCCGUCACGGCUCGUCACACCCCAGCCCAGCCCCGGAGGAAUUGCAUUAGCAUUUUUGCCAAUCACACACUAACUGUGCCUUGUUCCCUGUAUGCUUUUCUUGGCAUUCAGAAUUGAUUUUGUUGUCCUUCCUUGAAGAAACUGAUUUUACUCUGUUUUCUGUUGUAUAGGUUCAUUUAGACUGUUGAGGCUGUGUUUCUGAUAACGCCGUCAUAUUUAUUUUGUGUGUGUGAAUGUGUUUGGGGAAGGGUUCUGCAGAAACACUUGUUUUGUACAACCCAGAGUUUUUUUGUUUAAAGUAAAAGUGUUCAGCAGCUGA